GGUUUGAUUGCUUCUCAGUUACCAGCAUGAGUGCAGCAACACAGACAUGGAUAAACAGACUUGUUCGCUGCCAGUAAAAAAGCAUGUGGUCUGGAGAACCAGGAUGAGCACAAAUAGUUCUGAAAGUGAAAAUGAAGACCAGGCUAAGCAGGAACUCCCCCGUCCUAGUAAUUCUAGUGGAGCUCUGUGUAACCGAACGCUGAGUUGCUGCUCUGGUCAGAAGAAGAAUGAAGCUCUACGCCUACCUCUAUGUGUUAAGAUUAAGAGAAAACCCUGGGAUUCAGACAUUGAUUCUACAGACAUACAUCUCGCAGAGCGAAGAACUGAUUAUGAAGCCGCAGAAAAAAAUGGAUUCUGUCAGGUUACAUCCAGUUACAGUGAAGAUGAAGAUAACAUCACAUUGGUUGUGGAUAAUGUAAAGUUUAGUGUUAAUCCACAGAUUUUUUCUUCUUACCCAGACACCUUGUUAGGAAGAAUGUUCGGAACUGGAAUAAGAUAUAAUAUUACUCGUCCGAAUAAAACAGGACAAUUUGAAAUUGCUGAGGGAAUUAGCCCACAUGUUUUCUGUGCAGUCUUGGACUACUAUAAAAAUGGCUUUAUUCAGUGCCCUGAUCACGUGUCAAUCCCUGAGCUCAGAGAAGCCUGUGAUUAUCUCUGUAUCAAUUUUGACUGCAACACUAUUCGAUGUCAUGACUUGAGGGCUUUGUUACAUGAGCUGUCAAAUGAUGGAGCAUAUUCACAAUUUGGAAACUUUCUAGAAGAGUUUAUUCUGCCUGUAAUGGUUUGCUGUGCCAAUCGAGGAGAAAGAGAGUGCCAUAUUGUAGUGCUAACUGAAGAGGACAUCGUGGAAUGGGAUGAAGAACAUCCUUCACCAAUGGGAGGAGAGAAUUCACAAAUUCUUUAUAGUACUAAGCUGUACAGAUUUUUUAAAUACAUUGAAAAUCGUGAUGUUGCCAAAGCUGUCCUGAAAGAACGUGGCAUGAAAAAUAUUCGAAUUGGAAUAGAAGGCUUUCCAACAAAUAAAGAAAAAGUAAAAUGGAGACCUGGAGGUAAAACCGAGGUUAUCUACAAUUAUGUGCAACGUCCUUUUAUUCAGUUGUCUUGGGAAAAAGAGGAAGGAAAAAGCCGUCAUGUCGAUUUCCAGUGUGUGACCAGCAAAAUGGUUUCUACCUUAUCAGUAACUGUAGCUAAUAUUUCAGAACAUUCAGAUGUUGUCAUCAAUCACCCUCCCAAAGUGGAUGAACUUGACAAGUUAAAAAAAUCCAUUGGCUCGAAUGAAAUGUUGAAACAACUCUAGUGCUGUUGAUAUAAGAAAGGGAAAACAAAUCUAUAGCAAUUUGUAAUUUUUCCUUACAAAUAGGAAUUUGUUCAUGACCUUAAGCAGUCACUUAAAUUUCUAACUGGAUCAGGUAGCACUUAUUAAUAUUUAAUAUUAUUGUAUACACUAUCUAAUAGAGCCUGAUAGAUUUUGCUCAACAAAAACUAAAUGUUAUCUUUAUAGAUGUUUGUUGAUUUUAAUAGCACAACCUGUAAAUAUAUUGCAAAUGCUUACUGAUGUGCAUAAUCAUUUUAGAUUUAAAUGGACCAACAAUUCUAUUUCUUAAU
Pelobates fuscus (common spadefoot toad) is the source of this 1605-nucleotide messenger RNA. RefSeq names its product BTB/POZ domain-containing protein KCTD20-like. Bases 47 to 1297 code for a protein of 416 amino acids. Gene Ontology annotation, cellular component: cytoplasm. Gene Ontology annotation, molecular function: protein binding. The transcript has 8 exons. Lineage: Eukaryota; Metazoa; Chordata; Amphibia; Anura; Pelobatidae. Gene Ontology annotation, biological process: positive regulation of phosphorylation. The record is from RefSeq and is a predicted model, not a curated record.